Pecten maximus is the source of this 7438-nucleotide messenger RNA. Its product is annotated as coiled-coil domain-containing protein 91-like. Lineage: Eukaryota; Metazoa; Mollusca; Bivalvia; Pectinida; Pectinidae. Gene Ontology annotation, cellular component: trans-Golgi network. Gene Ontology annotation, biological process: Golgi to lysosome transport. The coding region runs from base 66 to 1754 and encodes 562 amino acids. The transcript is spliced from 13 exons. The record is from RefSeq and is a predicted model, not a curated record.
GGUAAAAAUGUCAGCCUCCAUGUUUUAAAUCGUGUCAAUAAUUACAGAUCAAGACACUGCCUCUCAUGAUGGAUGAUGACGAUUUUGAUGACUUUGGUGGAUUUGAGGCUGCUGAACCCGUUCCCCAGGCCCCAGUUCCUACGGCAAGUCAGGGACAAGAGGCCAGUCCGUCCCCCUGGGCUCUGAUCACAUCAGGUUACAGUAAUGUUGGAGCUAAACCGGACUUAUUGUGUAGAGAGAACAAGUUUCCAGAGGUGCUUGAUCCCACAGUGACCAGAAGUCAAGGGGUGUCCAGCCAGGAUCAAAAUGGGAGCACAGGCCAGCAUAUAGAAGAGGCCAGUGGAAGUUCUGCUUCAUUUCAGGCAUUUGAGGCAGAGUUCCCCACAGGAGCAAAUGAUUCCUUAGAUGUCAACCUAGAUGAAGUCACAUUGGCUAACAACAUCCUAGAUGGUCAAUUCCUUCCCUCUUUCCCUGCGUCCAGUCAACGGUCACCCAACACAGUGUCCAGUAGUCAGAGUAAUCGUCCAUCUUUAGCGUCUUCUGUCAGUCAACAAAGUUCUAUAGAUAGUCAGAAAGGGAUGAAAAUGGAAUCUGUGGUACCCCCAGAAAGUUUACGCCAAAACUCUGCUCAAGGCCAAAAUCAUACUGACCCAGCCUUAGUUGAGAGGCUAGGAGUAAUACAAAACUUGUCACAAAUAGACCAGGUGUUUCUACCUCAGUCAAACAGUGGCCGGUCAAGAGCAUCAAAUUCUUUCUCUUCUGACCGAAGGUCAUCGUCUGGGAUAGAACCUGCUGCAGAAAGGAAGACGUCUGUUUCAAGCGAAAAUUCUUUUAAACAAGACACUUGGGAGUCGGAUCUGUUCAGCACAGUUCAGACAAGUGUUGCUAGGACGACGGUUGUAUCAAAAGAGACAUCUGGAACAAGACUGUCAUCCUCACCAUCUAGUAUUCUGUCGAGUAUGACAGCACCCACAACAAAAAGACAGGAGGAAACCUCUGUACCUAACCAGGCUGUAAUUCAGGAGAUGAAACAGAUCCGAUCAGAAAGCCAGGCAGCGGUCAAGUCUGUGGUACAAGAAUAUAAGGACAUGAUGCAGACAACUAUUCGGAGCGAGCGAGAGACAAUGGAGGGACAAGUCCGUGUGUUGAUACAGGAACAGGAAGACAAGUUUAAGAGCAUGCUCAGUGAACAGCGAUCUCAUUUUGAGGAAAAGUUGGCUGAAGAACGAAUCAAAAUGGCAGAAUCAAAGAAUGCCGCUCUCAAGGAGAAGGCUGAAGAACUACAGAAAGAAUUUGAGGAUUUUCUGAAAAUGGAGCGAGAGAAAAACCAGAACAAUCUACAGAGUGCUUUAGAGGAAGAAAGACUAGAAAACAGCAAGAAAGUCAUGGAAGCUUUAGAGCAGGAACGAGAAAAAAAUAGAAAACAACACUUAGAACAGAAGGAGCUGUUUAGGAAGGAGCUGCAGGAGCAACAGCAGAAACAUGAAGAUAUUGCACUGAAGUCUUUAGCAGAUCAGCGGGAAAAGUUCCAGGUCAUGCUGAAAGAGACUCUGGAAGAGGAAAGAAGGAGAGGAGAAGAGGCUCUGCGUAUCAAAGUGGAACAGAUAGAAUCGAAAAAAAUGCUGGACAAUAAAGUCCACAGGAGACACAUGGCCAGUUUGGAUGUUUUCCUGGAGGGCGCUCGUCAGCAACUCUCGCUUCUCAUGGACAAGUCAGACUCAUCGGAUGUUGAGAUGCUGCCAUUGGACAGUUGAUACAGUUAGAGAUUUAACUACUAAAUCAUUCCUAUGAUAACUCAUAUCCAGCCUGAUUCAUCCAUCUGGCUGAUCAGAAGUGCUUUGGAAAAUAUUUCUUCAAUCUGAUUUUAUGGAUGAAGUUGAAACUUGAUUUGUUUCCUCUAUGUUAAAUUAGUAUAACAUAAGAAUAAUGUAUUAUGUGUUCUGAAUAUGUUUCUGGAUUUUAUUCAGCUGAGCAUUUGUUUAAUAUUAUAAUGACUUUCUGCUCUUGUUCACAAAUAGUUGUUCUUGAAUGAACAACUGAGUCGGGAGCCACUUUCUGGCUCUAAUGAGUCGGGAGCCACAUCCUGGCUCUAAUGAGUCGGAAGCCACAUUCUGACUCUAAUGAGUCGGGAGCCACAUUCUGGCUCUAAUGAAUCAGGAGCCACAUUCUGGCUCUAAUGAGGCGGGAGCCACAUUCUGGCUCUAAUGAGUCUGGAGUCACAUUCUGGCUCUAAUGAGUCGGGAGCCACAUCCUGGCUCUAAUGAGUCGGAAGCCACAUUCUGACUCUAAUGAGUCGGGAGCCACAUUCUGGCUCUAAUGAGUCUGGAGCCACAUUCUGGCUCUAAUGAGUCGGAAGCCACAUUCUGACUCUAAUGAGUCGGGAGCCACAUUCUGGCUCUAAUGAAUCAGGAGCCACAUUCUGGCUCUAAUGAGUCGGGAGCCACAUUCUGGCUCUAAUGAGGCGGGAGCCACAUUCUGGCUCUAAUGAGUCUGGAGUCACAUUCUGGCUCUAAUGAGUCGGGAGCCACAUUGUGGCUCUAAUGAGUCGGGAGUCACAUUCUGGCUCUAAUGAGGCGGGAACCACAUUCUGGCUCUAAUGAGUCGGGAGCCACAUUCUGGCUCUAAUUCUCAGGCCUUCACUUGGUUUCUAAGGAGGCAUAUAAUCUUUCCUGUGAUAUAAUAUAUAUGUCUUUUGUUAACAGUUGUUUCUUUCAUUCAUUUAUAUAUAUUAUGUCUUUGUCUUAUAGGAAUAUAUACAUUAUAUGUUCUCAACAGAAAACUUCAGAUUUACAUAUCUAAUUAAGACUGAUGAAGCACAUUUUGUCAAAAAUUACUUUUUAUUUUAUAAGAAUAUAACUACAUCAUUCCAUUUUACUUGAUUGAAUUAUUAGAAGAGGAAAAACUACAAUCUGCUAAUUUGAAGUUUAUGUUACUUUUUAUAACUUGAUCUCAUCAGAUAAUCUGUUUAAUUAAGUGAUACAUGAAAUACACUUUCAUGACCGUUAAAUCUCUCUACACUGAACCCUACAACAGAAUAUCGUUAUAUAGAGGUAGGAGACAGGUUACAUAGGAACAGUCUUAUUUCUGUCAUAUAAAUCAGACAUGAAUAUGAUAAUUUAUAUCUACGUAUAUGUGUAUUGGAGGUUAGACAUUCACCACUGAAUAUAUAUUGCUACAUGUCUACAGUGUAUCCCUUGCCAAAUUUAUUCCACAAGUUUGUUGUGUUGAGGCGGGGUCUCUUUGCAGUAGCUGGUAGCUACCUUGCUGAAUGAGAGCAUAUCCAGAGCAAUCAGGAUAAAUUGUCAUACCCAUUCAUCAGCACAUAUAUAGACUGUUCUGUUUCUCAACUGUUCCUUAGACACACAAACCGCCACGGGUAGGGAAAGGUGAACCACACCUCUCGGAUCUUACUAGGUUACUUAGGCUGACACUAGUACUGUUCCACAUGAUAUGUAUUAAUUCUAUAGUUCUAUCUUGAUGUGAUAUACGAUACUCUUUUCACCUAAAUAUUGAGAUUUUUAUAAAAAGGAUAUCUGUAUAAAUGUGAUGACAUAUCAUUGAAACAUAGUUGUACAUUAUUGCAUACUAAAUCAGUGUGUAAAAAUACAAAUACUUCAGCUUUAACCUGCUAUAUACCUAUGUUAGAACCUUUGUUGUUUUCAUUCAGGUCCCUGUUUCCUCAAUACUCCUUAAAUUAAGGAUUUUUUUUAUAAUUAUUAAAAAGAUUCCGUGAUUGGUGUUUCUCUGAAAAGCAUUACAGAAUUUCAGGAAAGUUUCUUAACUAAGAUUUUUUCCUUAAAUCCAAUAUCAAUGAUUUCCUUUGGGAAAUUGUAAGUUCAGGAAUAUACUUUUAUUUAAAUUAAUUUUUAUAUAUUAAGGAAUGUUAAUGAAAUCGGGGCUAUAUCAUCUAUAAACUUUAAACAAUUAUUUUGAGUUUAAAACUAUUAACAAAAUGUACUCAAUACUCCAUAUAUUGAAAGACAUUUUCCAGUUCUGAGAUUAUUAAUGUGGUUUAGUAAGAGUGAUCUCACUAUGGAGUUAUUUUUGUUUUUGUUUUUAUUUCAAUACUCCUUUGUUGAAUUACCAUACUUGUUCAGCAAUAAGCCCAGGUCCCAUUGUCUGAAAUCAGGUCGGAACUGAUUAUAUGGAGUGUUUUUUUUAACAUGGGCUUAUUGCUGAAUAUAUUGUAUUCCCUUGUUUAUUUUUAUUAUAAUAAUUGUGAACUUGGGGCAUUAAAGUGUUGUCCACUGCACUAGUUGCCGUAGCUGGGGGUACAGGUAUUUGUGGACAAAAGUGUGAUUUUUUUUCAAGACUUUUAUAGCAGUCAUACACUUCCUUAUUGUUGAUUUUUCAUGCCCUUACGUGGAUUGUUUUAUUAUAAACUUUUAUAAUUAAUCUGAUUGAUAUAAAAAUGAUUGAUUCUCGUCAUGCUCACCAUACUUAAUGAAAAAUCACAGUCGUAUCCACUAUUACCUAUGAUUUACUUUCCUAUUUUUCUUCCAGAAAAAUAUCUUAUUAAUAAUUACUAUAUAGAUAAACCAUUUUUUCUAUCGAAACUAACCAGAUGCAGACUCCAGUGGACAAAUGAGCAUUCACUACACCUAAAUUUUGUUUAUUAUGAUCACUGCCAUAUAUACAUCAAAAUCAUCGACUUGGCCUUUAAGAUUUGUAAAAUUGUGUGUAAUUGAUUCAGAAAUGAAACAUCGCUUGCCUAUAUUUACACAUAAAUCUUCGCUUAGGCUACACAAGCAGAAAAAUGUGUUUGUAUGUGUAGUGUGUUUACAAAUCUAUUUCCGAGCCAUCUGAUUUGUGCAGCUCUAUAUAUUGCUUUGCAUGCUUUUUUUUCAUGCAAAUUUACCUGUAAUGUCUGGAGUAGGUGAUAUGUAUAUGUGUGGCAUUGCUAUUUGGUAAAGUAGACAGCUAUGCAUUCGUUGUGUUAUGAUUUAUCUGAAAAUGAUGCUUUUAAUCACAGGUGAACUAUUGUAAUGAAUUAAGUGAAAUGUGAACACUAUUCAAACAUACAAACAGAUGCUAUUAUUGAUAAUUCUUAGUUACACAGUAGAGUGAUGGAAAGUUGAAAAUUGUUCGUCUGUGUCAUACUGUCUCUGUCAUUCAUUUGUCUAUACACAUUCUCGUUGUCGCUUCACGCCCUCCAAAUAUAGAAGAUACACAAACAUCAGCUAGUUUCACGUUUCUAAUACAUAAAUUCAUCGUAAGUAAACAUACAGUUGUUAUUGAGUCAUAACACCAUGACCAAGUUUAAGGACUGCGUGUAAAUCCAACCGUAAACGUUUGUCUCUGUACUAAAGUCUUCAUAGUGUAUCCGUAUCAUUUUGCUGUAAGUAAUUUUAGAUUUAAACUUCAAAACCCUACCCCAGCCCCAGCCACUUUCCCUCUUUCCAGAACCUUACACAGCAAAAUUCUGUUCCUUACGGCCUUGGUGACCAAGAACUAGUUCUCAUGUGGAGAAGUAUUUCUCAUAAGGAGAAUGAGGAAAAUUCCCUCACACGAGAUCACUUUUUAUCACAGGGACUUGUCACAAAUUCUUAACCCAUGAUCUUAUAUAUGUGAAAGAACAGAGAAUCAAUAACAUAUUGUGUCCGAGUACCACGACAUGAGUCAAACUCGGGCCUGUGACAUGAUAAUCUCUAACUCUACCGACUGAGCUGAAGAAGCAUGCUUUGUCUAACCUGAGUUACAGAGACUGUAUUUAACACUAUGUACAAUCCACACUGUUUACACAUGUAUGAAUAAUAGUUUGGGAAUUUACACCCUGAUAGUGCUGUACGUUUGAGUUGUGCCCAUAGUCCAAAAAUACAUUUUUAACUAAAGCGUUUCUAAUAGUUCAAGUGCUUUGAGUGAAUCUUGCCAAAACAUUUUUUUGUAUGUGUUUGGUUCCUCAAAUGGGGUUACUGUAGGUGAUAUUUUUUCAGUAGUAUUAAAAUUGUUUCAGGUACCUGAGUGGGAGCCUUUAUUUUAAUAUUGAUCAAUAAGUUAUGGGAGCUGCAAUGAUAGGCAAGGGAGAUAAUUAACGAAGGCAUUGAGGAUAUAUAAUAAAUUAUAUAUGUAUUUUGUAUUUUUAUGAUAUUUGAGGGAUGUUAGGUCUGAAUAAAAACUCUAGAAUAUUUCGGUAUAUUUUGAAUUUGUGAUUGUUAGUGUAAAGUACUAGACGGUUUGUACAUGAUGUUUGAUUGUAGACUUUAGAUAUUUCAUAUAAUAAUGUCAACAGAUAUUAAAAAUGCUGUGUUGUGACAUUAUAGAGGGACAGGAAACUUGAAUGGAUAAUAUGUUAACCAGUUUAAAUCAGUGGAUUUAUAACUGUUCCUAUUGUCAGUAAACACUUCAUGAUGUAAGGCUCACACCAUUUUACUGUAUAACUUGGUGAUUUUGUAGGGUUGACAUUUUCACUAAUUUGCCAAGUAUUACACUAAUGUAUAUGAUUGAAAUUUUCCUACAAUUUUAUCAGUGUGAGGGAAUUUUGUAUUGUCUGUUGACUAAAGCCCUGGCAUGGCUGCUGAGAAAUACCCUGACACAUAGAGUUGAUGUAGUGUCUAGUAUGAUGCUCUAAUUUCCUCAAUGUGGUGAGAUUCUCAAUAUCUACUCUGCAUGAGGCUGUUGUUUUGUCAGAAUUGAGUAUUUCCAUACUUCCCAAAAAAUGGGCAGUAAUAUUUUCCUCUUUUCAAGCUCGUUGUACAUUUACAGCAUGGCCAUAUAAAAAUCUCAACCAAAGAAGAUAUAUUCUUUAAUAUCUUCUCAGAGGAUGUAUUCAUGAUUGAAAAAUGUUCUGUCUUGUCCCAAAAUGUUGACUAAUACCGUAUCUCCCAGUACUUUUAUUUUCAUAUGCAAAAAUCUCAACCUAAAUGACAACAUUCUUGAAUAUCAUGACUGGAGUUGUGUUUGAUAGUUUUUCCAGACUCAAACCGUGCUAAUCAAUAAAUAUAGGUAUGAGUAUUGGUGACCGAGACAUAUAUUUUGAUACCAAAGACAAAUAAAAAUAUGAACAUUAUUGAAGUAUUAUGUGAUAAUGAAAUUAAAACUAAGAUUUUUAACAGCAAAUGUUAAAUUAGGUGCACAAAACAUUUGACAGAAACACAGGGGCUUGUCACGAAUUCCCAACCCACAGUAUAUAUCUGACACAUGUGUUGAGAAAUCAUGCCAAGUUCCUGUGGACCAGAAAUUUCAAUCUGCAUUUACAUUAUGUUUACUGAGGAGAGAGAAACAGUUGUGUUCUAUAUAUAGGUACCCACGUGGGUGAUGCCCUGUGUUCUAUAUAUAGGUACGCACGUGGGUGAUGCCCUUUACAUAUGUCACAUUAUAAUGUUGUCAAUUAUCUGUGAUGUGUAAAUGUGUUUGUUAAUUAUUUAUAUGUGGUACAUGAAAAUAGUCAAUAUAUAUAUAGAUGGCAAUAAUUUUAUUAUUAAAAUCAUACAAUUCAUAA